Molecule: messenger RNA, 1749 nt
Organism: Cladocopium goreaui
Lineage: Eukaryota; Dinophyceae; Suessiales; Symbiodiniaceae
Source: the annotation of a GenBank genome assembly
AUGGAAGGAUUGAGCAGCCUGAGGUGGGAUGAGAUGGGCGAUCCAUCUGCCCUCCCAGAUUGGCUCAAGGAACCUGCGGCCGAGAAGAUGGACCUCAAGGAAGAUGGUCGACCUACACCUCCAGGUAUCGACCCGGCGCGCUUCAAGAUCAUCCGAAUGGAGGGCGUGCAAAUCCGCGCGCUCAUCGGCAAGGGUGGUGAAACCAUCAAGGAGACCGAAGAUGGGGAGGAUAUCAGGUUGCGCAGCGGUGCAGACAUCAAGAUCGACCACUUGCCGUCGGAUCCCGAGGGCAAUGUCACCAUCGUGGGGGAUGUGGAUAAGACGGAGGUGAUGAUCAAGGAGGCCUUGGCCACCAAGGGCUGCCCCUUGGUUCCAAAGCCACAGGUUCCACCACCGCCAGAUGGCAUGCCCGGGAUGCCCGGUGUGGGCGGAAUGCGUGGCGGCCAAGGGCCUCCGCCACUUGAGCCGAAUGAGAACGAGGUCAUUGUUCCCGGUGACAUCGUUGGGAGCCUCGACUUGGGAGCACGUCAUGGAAUUCUCGAGAAUCGAUCUAGGACAGGACGUCUCUACACCUCGUCAUCUCGUGUGGGACAUUUGAUUGGCCCCAGCGGUGCCACCAUGAAGGCAAUGACCGAUUCAGAGGAGCUGCGACUGCUGUGGCAGUUGCAGCAUGUCGGACAUGAACUGGAAGAAAGGGUUCUGGCCCUCCUGCGACUCUUGAAGACCAAGGAUGACAAGAAGAUCAAGGAAGUCGGAGAGGAGAUCGCAGACGCAGCCUGGGACAAUGAGCCCUGGUUCGAGCCGGACCAAUUCAUGGAGAUGUUCACUAUCUGGUUGGACGCCUGCAUUGCUGGGCGUGACAAGGCCGUUCUGGAGGUCACGGCCAAAGCUCUACGCUUCAGCAAAUUUGAGGAAGUGGAACAUCCCGACUUGCCGAAGGUGCUGAAGAAGGUAAGCCAGGCACUUGCAAAGCCUGGGGCGGAGCAUAUGGAGACUCUGUGUUCCGUUCAGUUCGUGCCUCUGAAGUUUUCUGGAAACAUGGAAGUGUAUCCCGUCCUCACAGAAUUGAUGCAGAACGAGAAAGUGGACAUCAUCAACGACGCCAUGGAGGUGGUUUUUGGCUCGACCUUCGUGCAGCUCAACGAGAUGCCGGACGAGGAGGCCACGGCGGUGCUGAAGAUGACAGUGGACUUUGCCAAGUUCGUCAAGGCCCAGCUGUCGAAGUACAAACCCGGAGAUACGACCACCUCUACGAGGUUGAGGAACCGCUUGGCUUAUUUGAGCAGUCUUUUCCAGGCUGCAUUCAUUUUCUGUACCCAUCUGCAGAUCAACCCCAAGGACUUUCCCAAUGCGCAGAAGGAGAUUGCUGUGCCCACCCUGGUAAUGGAGCUGAAAGAUGCGCUGGAGGCCCUGAAGCCUAAGCCCAAGGAGCAGGAAUUGAAGGAAAAACUGAAGGAAAUUCUUGAUAUGAUGGCGAACUUACUGGGCUCUAUGCCCAAACCAGCUGCUGGAGCUUCAGCAGACCCCCUGAAGGAUGCUCAAGCAUAUCAAAAGAGUCUCGGCACUGCCAAAACCUCCGAUGAAUUGAAUGGAACCUUGAAGAUGCUGAUGAGCAGCACGGAGAAGAAAGUGCUGGACCUCCUUUUUUCGAAGGAUGGAUUUGAUGCGAUCUUCAAGGCUCUUGCAAAGGUCAAGAAGGCCGACACCGACCAGGUCUAUCGCACCUUCUCAGAUGCCUGGCUUUCCUAA